Messenger RNA from Acaromyces ingoldii, 3916 nucleotides. RefSeq lists its product as hypothetical. Gene Ontology annotation, biological process: regulation of DNA-templated transcription. Lineage: Eukaryota; Fungi; Basidiomycota; Exobasidiomycetes; Exobasidiales; Cryptobasidiaceae. The record is from RefSeq and is a predicted model, not a curated record. The transcript is spliced from 2 exons. Gene Ontology annotation, molecular function: DNA-binding transcription factor activity. The coding region runs from base 491 to 3547 and encodes 1018 amino acids.
CAAGGAAGGGCUGGGCCGGGGGGUGUAUGUGAUGGGAUGGAGGUAGCUUGCGCCCCUUCUUCCUGAGCCCUCGCUCAUUUUCCCCAUCACCACGCCGCGCGCCGCCUCCUUGGUUUUGCUCUUCGACUGUAGUGAGAAGGCUCGGGCUCUUCAUCUCUUCGUCACCGUUCUGUUCUCUCUCUCGGGUCUAUUCUUUUCUCUCUCGCUCGCUCUCUCUCAGUGAUUGUCUUUUGUCCCUCAACUCUUCUUCAAACCGCCUCAAACUCCGUCGACCUCCAAUCACAAGCUCGUCGGCAGCGCCCUUGACGUGCGCGCGUCCGACACAACUCCCGUUUUCCUUUCCAACUCGAGGUGCAGGCCUCACCCAGAUCUCCUUGAUUCAACAACGACAACGACUUCGACGACGACUUCGUGACGACGACAACCAGUAAGACGACGACCACCACAACGAGCCAAAGAAGAAGAACACCUCAGCUCAAUAUUCUGAACAAUGACGGAGACUGCGCCUGAAUGCAGCUUCGACACCUUCAUCGACGCUGAUCUCGUCUUGGACUCGACUUCUUCCGAGGAGGCGUCUUCGCCGAGUGGCCAUGCCAUCGGCAAGUCCGGCACCACUAAUAAACCGUCGCCCCUCGCCAGCGUCUCUGGGCACUUCUCCCACGACGGCCCCCCUACGCCCACGAUUUCCGAAGGAUUCCAUUACCACCCAAAUGCGUCGACGACAUCGACGUCAAGCCCCCUCGUUACGACGCCCAACAGCGCCCUGUCCCACCCUGCUUCCCUUCACAAUCUCUCCUUCGACUUCAGCUUCAUCGAUGGUAGCCACGGUCAGUCGUCGGCCUCGCCCUUUUCCACCGACGUCCACGCAGCAGUCGCGGCCAAGGAUGCCAUUGCCACCGGUCUGCCCGCUGCAGCUGUGAUUUCUCGACCAACCUCGUCGCCCUCAGCUUGGGACGGUCUAGGCGCGCCAACCGUAUCUGGACCCUUCUUACACCAGGCUUCGUCCCGUCAUCAACAGCAGCAGCAGCAACAGCAUCACCAGCACCAUCACCACGGACGGUCGCUGAGUCUGCACGAUGUCGCUCCACCAACGAGCGGCUCUGACGUCGACGCAACAAUGGCUCAGCUUCCCUUUCCGCCCGUCAAGGUCAAGAUGGAGAGCGAGGCUGACAGCAAUGUGCCUAGCCCACUGACCGAGGACCGUAGCAGCCCAAGCUCGAGCCAGCCCUCAAUGAGCAUCUUCGACCAUGGCAGCCCCCCGAUGGAGAAGAAGAGGAGACUGGCCAGCCCUGCUGAGAGCUUCACCAGCUUCACGAGCAGCGUCAAGUCUGGCACUGAUGCUUCCACCUCCAUGUCCACCGAUGGCCCUUCGACACCCCUUUCGACCAAGAAGUCGUCGACGUCAUCUUCCAACAGUGGUAACCAGAAGCGCAGUCGCAACAACACACUGACGAAGCAACCCGAUCAGCAACAGCCACAGCAGCAGGCUUUGGCUGAAGGCAACCCAGACAAACCGUCGACCGUGGACGACCAGCAGCUGUCUCAACUUCACCAGCAGCAACAGCAGGACGCUCAGCAGCAAGCGCAGCAGCAGCAACGCGCCGGCAACAAGAGGCCCCCUCCCUCAGCUUCGCAAUUCACCGAGUCCGGCAUGCCGUUCCCAGUCAUCGACACGAGUGCCAAGCACUCGUCCCUCUUUGUGCCCCCCGACACUUCUGGUCUCACCAAGCGCGAGGCUCGGCUGGUCAAGAACCGUGCGGCCGCCUUCCUCUCACGGCAGCGCAAGCGCGAGCAGUUUGAAGAGCUCGACCAGAAGUGCAAGCACCUCUGCCGCGCCACCUGGAGGAUGUGGGAGGUGAUCGUCGGACCAGGCAGAGGCUGGGAGGCAUUCUCGAGCAGCGUCCUGCCCAUGCUCAUGGCUGAGGAGCACGCCGAAGUGGCGCUGUCCCUCGAACAAGUCGUCAUGCUCAAGGGCGGCAGCAUCGCACCAACCGAGGACGGCCAGCUUCAGGGUGCCGUCGCAGCCGGCAUCGACAUGAAGUCCACCUCGAGUACUGCUGCGAGCAGUGCCAACUCCAGGGGCAGCGAGACUCCCUCUGCUCCCGCCAUGGGAUCUGCACCUGGGCCCGUUGACGCCGCCGCUGCCGUUUCCGGCCCUCCUCCUGCGUCCACUGCGACCAAGGUUGAGGACCAGGGUGAAAUCACGCGCCUGCGCGCCGAAAUCGCUCAGCUCCAGGAGAGCCAGGCAGCCCUGCGCCUUGAACUGGCAAACGAGAGGGCGAUGCGGAGCGAGAGUGAACUCGAGCAGCAGCGCCGACCCUUCCGUCCCAGCGCCCAGGCAUCUCAGGACAUCAGCCUGACUGUGGCGCCCGAAGAGCAAUCCGAGCGACGUCGCGGUCCUGCAAAGGGAUCGAGGUCCUCUGAGAGGAUUCAGCGCCAGCAGGUAGCUUCCAGUCUUGCACCUCAACAAGGCGGUCAGCGCAAGGCUGCCGGCGCAGCUCUGAUGAUGGUGCUCUUCAGUUUCGCCCUCUUUGGCCUUCCGGGUGGCCAGAUGACGAGGCUUGGCGGUAUCAGCACGACUGGCAACGUUGAUGACUUCUCGCUCGGCAAAGUGCUCGGCGCACCUGUCUCCAGCGCUGCAUUCAGCAUCAAAGACGAUGAUGAAGAUGAUGACAUUUCCAUGCAACCUUCGUCGCACCUGUCCGCUCACGACCUGCUUCCGCCUGACGUCUCGGACCUUCUCACCCUCGAGGACACGCACCUCGACGAUGCUCCUCGGUCUCGUUCUCGCCGCCAGCGCCAGCGCGGAGGAAGUCUCUCCUCUCUCCAGCAGAUCCUGGCCUCGUCAGACGGCGCGUUCGACAUCGACCAGUGGAUCCGCGAUCACCACGCUGACGACGACGAGGAAGCCCAAGAGCAGAGGGUGGCCGGCGAGGCCUUUGCUCGAGACCUCACCAGCUCGCUCGGCCGAGGUUAUACGGGUGUGGACGUCGAGCGAGGCUUCAUCUUGAUCGGGACACCGGAGAGCGAGGACAAGGAUGAAUCCUCGAUGGAUGUCGACAAGCUGUCGUCCAGCGAGACCGACGCGCCCACCAAGCUCACCCUCUUUGUCCCUGCACCCGACUUUCACACAUCCGUGGAGGCCCAAUCGCCGCAUUCUUCCACAGACGAGGAUCGCUUCUAUGAUGCGCCCUUGGCCAAAGAAGACAACAAGGCGCAGGACCCGGCUGCCGCGUCGGGCCAGGAGAUGACGCAGACCGAUGCGACCCGCGCUGCUCUGCGUGUCCUGCGAGAACACCGGUUGAGCACCUCUACUUCGGCGUCGCGACCCUCAUCGUCGCACCGAGUCAAGUCCUCCAGCCAAGAUCAUGACGAGUCGAUCGACGCAGACUUUGAGUCGAUGACCUCGGCCGGUGUUGCUGGACCGCGAGACUUUUACGAGCUCAACUUUUCUCUAUCUGGCGCCAAGGUACGAGGCGUCAAGGAGCUUUCUGGUCUCAUUCUCGCGGCAGGCAGAAGGCGGCUUCGACAACAGGACGAGUCCUGAUUACACAACUCACACACCCGGCCUUCUCUCGCACGCACGCAUGCACACUCCUUCUCAAAUCCUCUUUACGACAAUCGCUCUUUGGAUCAUUUUACAAGAGCUAAUCUUAAGUCGACAGGCUCGGCAUUUUUCCCGUUUUCCACGUCUCUUUUCUCAUCUGACGACAUUCUCGGCGCAGCGGGGGGGAAAGCGACGAUGACGACAGCGACGAACACACUCACUAUAGUUUAAAGGCUCACCUGUAGCCUUGCUUUUUCUUUUUCUCGUUUCUCUUUUAUCUUGUCGUGGAGGAAGGUCUCGUUGUCUUUAUAGUAGUACGUAGAUGUAGGGUGGAGACAGAAAGUAGCGACGAGGCACCAAAAGUAGCUU